Octodon degus (degu) is the source of this 1564-nucleotide messenger RNA. It is a transcript of the gene Abhd12b, whose product is annotated as abhydrolase domain containing 12B. Gene Ontology annotation, molecular function: monoacylglycerol lipase activity; phosphatidylcholine lysophospholipase A1 activity. The record is from RefSeq and is a predicted model, not a curated record. Lineage: Eukaryota; Metazoa; Chordata; Mammalia; Rodentia; Octodontidae. Bases 1 to 1107 code for a protein of 368 amino acids. The transcript has 13 exons. Gene Ontology annotation, cellular component: endoplasmic reticulum membrane. Gene Ontology annotation, biological process: phosphatidylserine catabolic process; monoacylglycerol catabolic process.
AUGAUCGGUGAUCAGUCCCAGGAUAAUGACCCUGGUCCGGUCACCAGUUAUGCCAGCCCCUGCACUCUUGCUUUUGGUCCUCCCCUGUAUAACCCUGAAUCUAUUGUUAGCAUCUUUGUAGCAGAUGGAGUAGAAAACAAAUGGUUGCGUAGAUAUUUCCCAAACUCCUGUUCAGCACUUGGGAGAAAAAUUGUAGCUAUGUACAACAGCUUUACUAGCAAAUCAUUAAAAGAACAUAUUUUCCCUCCCCUGAUGGAGAUGCUAAUAUUUUUAAACUUAUGCAAAGCCCCAUUGCUUACGGAUCUAAAGAAACCAGAGGAAAAGGUGCCUCACACGAUGAACUUCUACGUCCAGCCUGAACCUGGGGUGGUGCUAGGAGUCUGGCACACGGUCCCCUGCUGCCGGGCGGAAGACGCUAAGGGGAAGGACCGUUGCUGGUAUGAGGCAGCCCUUCAGGAUGGAAACCCAAUUAUGGUGUAUCUUCACGGCAAUACAGGACACAGGGGUACUGCUCACAGGUGUAAGCGGAUAAAGGUGCUGAGUGAUGGUGGCUUUCACGUCCUGUCUGUGGACUACAGAGGGUUCGGGGACUCCACGGGGAGACCCACGGAGCGGGGGCUGGCAGUGGAUGCUAUUUGCAUCUAUCAGUGGGCCAAAGCGAGAAGCGGCGGCACCCCUGUGUGCCUGUGGGGCCACUCGCUGGGCACCGGAGUCGCAACAGAUGCUGCCAAAAUCCUGGAAGAGAGAGGUAAUAAAUGCUUACACGCGACAAUUUCCAGAGCUGAGACUAUAAAAACGAUUUGCCGGAAGUUUCCAAGGUGUUUUCGUACACUUAUAGAUUCUCUAAAGGAAGACAGAAUAGUCUUCGCUAACGAUGAAAAUGUUAAAUUCCUGUCUUCUCCCCUUCUCAUCAUACAUGGAGUGGAUGAUAGAAUAGUGCCUGUGGAAGAUGCAAAAAAGCUCUAUGAAACUGCAUAUGCUGCCUACAGGCACAAAGAGAGGGUCAAGAUGGUUAUCUUUCCUCCUGGCUUCCAGCACAACUAUCUUUGUAAAAGCCCCAUGUUUGUACCAGUCCUGAGGGAUUUCCUGAGCAAGCAGUGGGCAUGAGGUCUGAAAGCAGCAGAAACCUUCGACUGAAGACCUAUGAAGUGGACUUUCCUGAUGCAACACUUAACAAGGCUGCGGAGAGGAACUUUGGGUCUGCAUGCUUCUGAAGGCUGCUUGUCAUUUUUAAGAAGGAAUGCUUGGAUGCUGGGCAUGUGGAGUGUGGAGAGUCACAACUUGGUACAUCUUGGAUCCCAUGUACAAUAUACAGUCAAGAAGCAUUCUGGGAAUAGGUCAGUUGCUGUGGCUUGGCGUCUGUAUCUGCCCCCAGGUUCCUAUGUUGAGACCUAUACACCACCAUGAUGACUUUAGGAGGUGGAAAAUCCUGAGGGCUGGGCUCUCAUGAACAGGAUUAGUGAAAUAGGCCCAGAGAACCUCUCCCCUGGUUCUCAUCUCACACAGUGAGAAGGCCCCAUCCAGGACACAGCCUGGCCCUCACAGGUCACCAAAUCUGCCAGGA